Molecule: messenger RNA, 1173 nt
Organism: Tauraco erythrolophus (red-crested turaco)
Lineage: Eukaryota; Metazoa; Chordata; Aves; Musophagiformes; Musophagidae
Source: RefSeq, a predicted model, not a curated record
AUGUCUUCUGGAGACCUGCGAUGUUUGCAAGAGAAACCGUGCAAUAAAGUUGUAGAGAAGACUGUAGAAAAAGCUACUGCUGAUUUCCUGUUUAAGUUCUUGGUCAUAGGAAAUGCUGGGACUGGCAAAUCCUGUUUACUACACCAAUUUAUUGAAAAGAAAUUCAAAGAUGACUCAAAUCAUACUAUAGGAGUGGAAUUUGGUUCAAAGAUCAUAAAUGUUGGUGGUAAAUAUGUAAAAUUGCAGAUAUGGGAUACAGCAGGACAAGAGAGAUUCAGGUCUGUAACAAGGAGUUACUAUAGAGGAGCUGCAGGUGCUUUGCUUGUCUAUGACAUAACCAGCCGAGAAACCUACAACGCGCUUACUAAUUGGUUGACGGACGCAAGAAUGUUAGCAAGUCAAAAUAUUGUGAUAAUACUGUGUGGAAACAAAAAGGAUCUUGAUGCAGAUCGUGAAGUUACUUUUUUAGAAGCAUCCCGGUUUGCACAAGAAAAUGAGCUGAUGUUCUUGGAAACAAGCGCACUAACAGGGGAAAACGUUGAAGAGGCCUUUGUACAGUGUGCAAGAAAAAUACUCAAUAAAAUUGAAUCAGGAGAAUUGGAUCCAGAAAGAAUGGGCUCAGGUAUUCAGUAUGGAGAUGCUGCCUUGAGACAGCUGAGAUCACCACGUAGAGCACAAGCACAAAGUGCUCAGGAAUGUGGGUGUUAAAGAAGCAGAACACAAAUUCCCAAAUACUCACUUUAGAUACAGAAGCUGUCCUUGCAAGUGGUGUUUGAAGAAACAGACAAAGCUUGAAGGCUAUGCAGUUUUUAAAAACAUCUUUCCACUAUCUACAGAGCAGACCACUGCUGUCAGAAAGGUGUACCAUGUAGUGCGGGGCAGGAAUCUUCACAACACAAAAGUCUGCAAAGAGAACUCGAUAAUUCGGUGGACAAUGUUAAGAUUGUAAACAUUGUAAACUGUAUGUAAACAUUUUCCAUUACCUAUUUUUGUUCUUUCACCUCUAGUUUAAAGCAUUGCUAUAUACUGUAAAUAAUGUAACAGUAAAUUUACAAAGCAUGGUAUACUUAUGUAUGCUGAUAGAAUGUUGCACUACAAGCAGUUUAAUAUUUUAUUUUUUUAUCAUAUAAACAAAUUUAACUGAGGUAGGCUUUGUCAUCUUUGUUUGUUGCA